This is a messenger RNA of Caenorhabditis briggsae, 1563 nucleotides long. The record is from RefSeq and is a predicted model, not a curated record. Gene Ontology annotation, biological process: monosaccharide transmembrane transport. Gene Ontology annotation, cellular component: membrane. The coding region runs from base 1 to 1563 and encodes 520 amino acids. Gene Ontology annotation, molecular function: hexose transmembrane transporter activity. The transcript has 6 exons. NCBI's taxonomy places the organism in Eukaryota, Metazoa, Nematoda, Chromadorea, Rhabditida, Rhabditidae.
AUGCGCAGUCCUCCCGACAGAAGUAUAGCAAACAACGACGACGACGAUGCUUUGAGGAUAUCAAGAAGAAGUCAAGUCAUGCCCUCCUGGUCCAUCCAUAUCCUAUCGAUAGCGCUAUGCUUGUCAUCGGGAUUCCAACAAGGAUACAUCGCUUCUGUGCUCAAUCAGCCCUACGCUCAAAUUGAGCAAUUCAUCAACUCGUCGUGGAUAGAACGGACGGGACACCCGAUUUCGGAUUCUACACUUCAUUUAUUAUGGUCACUACUCAACGUCUGCUUCCCGAUCGCCACCAUUUUUGGACAAUUUUUGGCAGGAUGGAUGUGCAGCCAGUUUGGAAGAAAGUACACCGCGUUGAUUGCCUCGUUUCUUUAUAUCCCCGGAGCGAUCCUCUGCGCUGCUGCCAAAUGGUGCUUCCCUGCUUUCGAGCUCUUGUUCGUUGGCAGAAUCAUCUGGUCGCUUGCCAACGGAGUGAAUACGGUGAACGCCACUGUCUGGAUUGUUGAAUGUGCGCCACCGCAAAUCCGUGGUCGAAUGGCAGCUAUGCAGGAGUUCUUCAUGGCUCUUGGCUCACUGCUAACCCAGGCUGUAGGCGUGCCAUUCUCUACUGACGAGCUCUGGCCUUACAAUUUUUUGCCAAACUGCGCUGUGGUGCUGGUGUCGAUGGUGAUGUUCUGGUGGGUCGCCGAAUCGCCGCAAUUCAUCAUGGAGAAGUACAACGAUGUGGAGAGAGCGAGAAAGGCGUUGGCACAGUAUCACGGAGUGUCUGAAGACGAUCCAUCGGUGGAAGCGGAGAUGAGAAUUUGUGAGCAAAGUAUCGGAAAGAACAAGGAGAAGAAGAAGACAGCGGGAGGUAUUGAAACGUCGCACACCGGAAUGGAGAUCAUGUUCAUGCCAUGGCGUGCCAAGGAUCAAACCUCUCGUCUCAUCAGAUAUUGCGCCUGGGUUGGAGUCAUGGUCAAAAUCGCCUACGUAUUCACCGGCGCCCGUUCUCUCCGCGGCUACAGCACCUUCAUUCUCUACACUCUCUCCAACUUCACCUACGCUCAAGCCACGUGGCUUUCUUUUGCCACUGGUCUUCUACGUCUUCCAUUCACACUUGUACCAGUGUUCCUGGUGGAUCGACUCGGUCGUCGACCACUGAUUGUUGUCUCGAUGCUCGUCUCGUUUAUCUCACUUCUCGCGAUGAUCGUUGCAAUCGAUAUUGGUGGAGAGUGGAAGUACGCCACCUUCAUCGGUCUCACCGUCCUUCUUCUUAUCAACACCUGUGGUAUCGGAUCCGUAUCCCGGUUCUACGCAGCUGAGCUGGUUCCCCGGAAUCUGCUGCUCUCCUCGGUUUCCACGUUGACAAUGUUCGAAGCGCUCACCAAAAUCGGUGUGGAGUUCGCGUUUUAUCCAACUGCCAAUGUGAUUGGCGCCCAAUCGCUCCUCCUCUUCCUCGUCCCCACCGGAAUCUUCACCCUCAUGUGCUACUUUAUGUGCCCAGAAACGAGUCGAAUGACUGUCAACGAGGUGCUCAACAACGUGGCAGCCAAGAAGAAAAUGGACGUCGUCUUCCCAAUGUAA